AUGGAUGCAGACAGGCGGCUCUCCAAAGCUCUCGAAGCUGCUAACGAUGCUCUUCAACAUCUUUCAAUAACACUAGACUUUGGUAGUCUAGACUGCACACAUAUUGAUCGGCUACUCGCACGUGUAGUCGAUCUCCCAACUGAAGGCAAUCAAAGAAACAGCAGGAGAAAUCUGCUUGUCAUCCGACAGUGGAUGGUCAGCGAAGGCCCCGGUGUCGUACUUCUUGAAGUCCUAGGCCAGCUGUAUUGGCGGUUAGGCGAGCUCAAUAGCAGUCAGUUCGACAAGUUCAAAGCAUCACUCCAGCAACGACAGCCAUACUUAUCAUUGACACAAAAUGCAAACGGGACAGCGCUGGUAGUUCAACGAAUCCGAUACAUCCAAAGAUCCAAGGCGGAUGCCUGUCAAGACUUUCUUUGCGAAUUGUCAGACCUUGCUGGCGCUAAAGCGGACUCCCCAAUGCUCAGCGUAGAAGCUUUGCAAAUAGCUUCUCGCAGUCCGACGCGGUCUGAUCGUUCCCGAGACAGUAUCUCGUCACAGGAAACCGGUCUAGCAAGUCUUAUCAAGUAUGUUCCGUCUAGUACAGUACCUGCUCCUGGGGAUAUGGAAGGCUUCCUUAUCGAGUUUUAUGCCAAGGGCAUCUGCCCAGGUCGUACUGUCGCGUCUCAGUCAAAUGUGUACAUCUCGUUACUGCAUGUGGCAGAAUCUUGCCUAAGCACGCGAUACGCCUUGCUCAGCCUCUCAGCUUCGUAUCUCUGCGAGCAGCUCCCAAAAGAGAAAGACACUUACCACCAAGCCGAAUUGUACUAUUCUACACAAGCGCUUCAGACUCUGGCAGCACAAAUCAGCGAGGGACGCUAUUUUGACGGUGUUCUAGCUACUAGCAUGUUGCUAAUGCAUCAUGGCUUAAUCAACAGGGAGGAGUCUCCUCUAUGUUGGUCUGUUCACGCCAACAUACUCGAUGCGAGUUCUCCAGAGCUAGUCAAUCACCACUCCGAUCCCGCUCUGUUCUUGCGUGCUCAACUCAUUCUAGCACGAACAGCACAAAACUCUCAUCAGUUGAGCAGAACCCAGCGACAUUCGUUUGAGACAAUGAACUGGCUGGAGGGUGUAUCACUCAUCGAAGCGGCUAAAGUCUCUACCAUUCUUGGAAUCUCGCCUCAGCUGCUUUCCAUCAUAUCAUCUGUAACUUUACUUCCGACUAGUCCGAAUAGAUCGAACAAGCUCAUGUAUGCUCAAUCACAAGAGUUGCAGAUCCAAAAUCUCAAGCAGUGGAGUUCAGAGCAGGAAGGACCAGAAAAAGAAGUAUUGCUCGCUACCGCAGAGGCCUUUCGUCUCGCUACGCUGAUCUAUCUUCGUUGUCAUGUCUACGGACUCACGCGGUUCCACGCUUCCAUCCUUGAACUUUCAGAUGCACUACAUACCAUAAUUCUCUCACUCCCAGUGAAAGGCCCGCUAUAUACCGCGAUUUACCCCGUCUGGCCAUUCUUCGUUGCUGCUGUCACCGCAAACUCGGAAAAACGUGACCGUCUAUACCAACGCGUUGUACCAAUACGAGAAGGCGACAAGAACACACUUCCAGCAGUGCUAAAGCGUAUCAGUGGUAUUCGAACGUGGCUUGCGAACCAGGACACGACGUGCCAGCGGCAAGACGGCUGGUGGGACGAGAUGCUCAGUCCCAGCUCUAGCACGAUAGUACUGGGUCCGCACCUUUUGUGUUUGGGCUGA
Molecule: messenger RNA, 1725 nt
Organism: Alternaria burnsii
Lineage: Eukaryota; Fungi; Ascomycota; Dothideomycetes; Pleosporales; Pleosporaceae
Exons: 3
Coding region: 1-1725 (574 amino acids)
Biological process (GO): positive regulation of transcription by RNA polymerase II
Cellular component (GO): nucleus
Molecular function (GO): transcription cis-regulatory region binding; DNA-binding transcription factor activity
Source: RefSeq, a predicted model, not a curated record